Molecule: messenger RNA, 900 nt
Organism: Puntigrus tetrazona (Sumatra barb)
Lineage: Eukaryota; Metazoa; Chordata; Actinopteri; Cypriniformes; Cyprinidae
Product: HHIP-like protein 1
Exons: 1
Cellular component (GO): membrane
Source: RefSeq, a predicted model, not a curated record
CUUCCAGAAUACGUAAUAAACAAAAAACCCUCAACGACCGCCAUUCCCAAACCAAAACCCACCAAAGCCAGCGCGACGCCUCGACCGCGAGCACCACAGACCACCGUCCGGCCGUCUACAGCGCAGCCGCUCCGAGCGACCCCGCGGCCCCGACCUCCGUCCCUGACCACCCCCAGACCGGCCUACUGGACCACGCCGGCCAAAACCACCGGCCGCCCGGGCAAACGAGGCCGAGGCAAGCCCAGGAGGAAAGGGGAGAGGAGAGGCCGCCCUCGGGCCGGGACGGCGAGGCUGGUCAGCGCGGACGGACGCAGGGACCGCGGCCGAGUGGAGGUCUUCGCUCGGGGCGAAUGGGGCACGGUGUGCGACGACCUGUUCAACAUACAGGCCGCGGCGGUGGUCUGCAGGCAGAUGGGGUUUCCCGUGGCUCUGAGGGUGGCCAAGAGGGCCGAGCUCGGGGCGGGAGGCGUCGGCGUCCGAAUCCUGCUGGACGACGUGGAGUGCGACGGAAACGAACGAACUCUGCUGCACUGCAAACACCCCAAGCUGGGCAAAAACAACUGCUCUCACGACGAGGACGUAGGGGUGGUCUGUGGCCAUUACGAGCGUGCAGCGGAGUGAGCGAGUGCGUACAGACCAGUGCUGUCAACAUCCAAAAGAACAGCUUUCGCUUGCGUGCUGUGUGUGUAUUCGUUAUGCAUAUGCAAAUGCCAGAAAUAUAUUUAUUGUUAAUAUAAAUGGCACGGAUAUUGAUCACAGACAAAGACUUUUAUUUUGGAUGUAAUUAAUCGCGAUUAGUCAUCUGACGGCACCAAAAAUACAUCUCACAGACAAAAAAAACCCCACUAUAAAAUUAUUAAGAACUGGAAAUAUCCCUAUUUUUUUUUUUCAUGUAGAAAA